Molecule: messenger RNA, 990 nt
Organism: Impatiens glandulifera
Lineage: Eukaryota; Viridiplantae; Streptophyta; Magnoliopsida; Ericales; Balsaminaceae
Exons: 3
Coding region: 149-835 (228 amino acids)
Cellular component (GO): plasma membrane
Source: RefSeq, a predicted model, not a curated record
UCCCCACUCCCCAGUCCCCACCACAGUCCAAUUCCUCUGAACUUGUUUUCUCCCUUUUUCUUUUUGCUUUGUUAUCGUAAUAAAAGAGAUUGACAUCAAAUAAGAUCUACAAAUCAGAGGCAAAAUCCACCAUUGUUUUUGAUUAGCCAUGGAACUAGAAAGCGCACCUCUUUCUGCUUCAUCAAAGGACGGAAAAUCAAUCAGACAGAACGGCGGUUCCGUUUCAACUAAUCAUCUCUCUUCUUCUAAAGAGGUCGAAAAGAAGCAGAGAAGAAGAAGAUGCUGGUUCAUAUGCUUGGGAUUGAUUUUGUUUGUGUUGGCGAUCGCAAUAAUCUUAUUGGUGUUGGCUUUUACAGUCUUCAAGGCCAAGCAUCCAGUUGUUACUGUGAAUUCCAUUAAUAUAAAAGAUUUGAACAUCGAUUUGGAUAUCUUAAGGCUUCAAGUACACAUAAACGUAUCACUUGAUAUCGAUCUCUCCUUGAAGAAUCCGAACAAGGUUGGAUUCAAGUACACAAAUAGCACAUCUUCUCUUGAAUAUCGAGGAAAAGUUGUAGGGGAGUUUCCCAUCCCCGCUGGAAAGAUCUCAGCAGGAAAAACAGUUGGCAUGAACAUAACCCUAACUUUAAUGGCGGAUCGUUUGUUGUCGAAUGCACAACUCUAUUCAGACGUUAUUUCGGGAAAUAUGUCACUUAGUACUCAUACUAGAAUAUCGGGCAAAGUUCAUGUAUUGUUCUUCAAAGUCAAAGUUGUCUCUUAUACGGCAUGUGAUGUGAAUGUCAAUGUUAUCAAUAGGUCCAUUACAGACAUGGAUUGUCGCUACAAGACCAAAAUUUAAGGUAUUAUGUUAGUAGAUAUUUAAUAUUUAUAUAUUUUUGGUUUGUUUAUAGUUUGUAGUGUGAAAGAGUGACUUUAUGAUAUAUACAAUAGUGGUAUGUAAUUUAAUCUAUGAGGUUGAUCUUAAAUUUUGAACCAUACAAUAUUUGACUCAUG